AUGACUGUUGAACAAUAUGCCCAGAAAUUUAUGGAGCUCAAUCGAUUUGCUACUCACCUCAUUGCCAUAGAAGAGAUGCAGGCCGAGCAUUUCCAAGAGGGUCUGCGACAUGAUAUACGCAAACUGGCUCCCCUCCUGGUCAGAAGAGACGGAGUUUUGCUGGUGAAGGGAGUAGCUCCAGGUCAGAAGAGGCGGAGUUUUGCUGGUGAAGGGAGUGGGCUCCCCUUUGGCGUGCGUAUGGGAUGCCGAGUACCAGUUUGCGGUAGGUGCAAUAGAGCCCAUGAGGGCGAGUGCCUGCAGAGUGGUGGGACCCAAUGUUACUGUUGUGUCCAAGAGGGGCAUUUUGCUCGUGAGUGCCCUAUUCAGAGGCAAGUGGUGCAAGCCCGAGUUUAUGCUGUUACUCCUGGAGAAGUUGAUGAUGAGGCACCAGAGACGCAAGAUGGUGGAGUGAUUACAGGAAGAGUUCAUUUGUAUGAUUUUUAUGCCUAUACUUUGUUUGUUUUGGGUGCGUCUCAGUCAUUCGUGUCUGCUACUUUCUCACCGAUGUGCAAUCUAGUCACAGAGCCAUUAUCACAAUCUUUGGUAGUGACUCUCCCUAACGGUGACAUUGUGUGGUGUUCUAAAGUCACAUUGGGCUAUCCUUUUGAUUUUGGUGGAAGGACACUUGAUGCAGAUUUGGUUGUGUUCAAAUUGUUGAGUCGAGUAAUUAGCUUUCAACUCUUGGAAGGAGAUUAUUUGGAAUUUGUGGGAAGUAAGUUGAAGGAAAGGUCAGUAGUUAUAUCUGCAAUUCAAGUGAAGAGAGAUAUAGCUUGUGGAGCGGACGCCUUUUUGGUCCAAGUCCUAUCUACGCCAUCUGAGAAGAAGUCUCUAGUGGAUAUCCCAAUUAUGGAAGAAUUUUUUAAUGUGUUCGUGGAUGAUUUACUUGGGUUACCUCCAGUUCGCGAGUUGGAGUUCGCCAUCGAUUUGGAUCCUGGGGCGUUUCCUAUGCACAAGGCUCCUUACCAUAUGGCACCGGCUGAAUUGAAAUAG
Molecule: messenger RNA, 1029 nt
Organism: Carya illinoinensis
Lineage: Eukaryota; Viridiplantae; Streptophyta; Magnoliopsida; Fagales; Juglandaceae
Exons: 5
Coding region: 1-1029 (342 amino acids)
Molecular function (GO): zinc ion binding; nucleic acid binding
Source: RefSeq, a predicted model, not a curated record